AUUCUACUCUGCUGUUUACUCGUACGAUGGCUGUACUCCAGAGCCUAAACGUGUGUUCUAGAUUACUUAGAACGCACAGGAUUCAAUGGAUAUCGAGACUGUCGUCUUCACUUAGCCUCAGGGAGACGCUAGAAAGGAUAAUUCCUGAGAAACAGGAAGAAGUGAAAUCGUUUAGAGCUGCGAGUAAAGAGAAAGUAAUAGGCCAGAUAACCGUUGACCAGUUGUACGGUGGCAUGCGAGGAAUGAAGGCAAUGCUGUGUGAGACUUCAGUGCUUGAUCCAGAUGAAGGUAUUCGAUUCCGUGGCUACAGCAUCCCCGAGUGCCAGAAGCUUUUGCCCAAAGCUAAGGGAGGAGAAGAACCAUUGCCGGAAGGUCUGUUCUGGCUGCUGUUGACUGGAGAGAUUCCAACGGAAAACCAGGUAAAAGAGAUAUCCAAAGAAUGGGCAGCACGAGCUGACCUGCCACCUCAUGUCGUUGGAAUGAUCAACAGUUUUCCAAGCAACCUUCAUCCAAUGAGUCAGUUUAGUGCCGCUGUCACAGGCUUACAAUGUGAAAGUCAGUUCGCGAAAGCAUACGCGAGUGGAAUUUCAAAGACGGAAUACUGGGAAUCAACACUGGAAGACACAAUGAAUUUGAUAGCAAAACUUCCUCCUGUCGCUGCAAUGAUCUAUCAAAACCUCUAUCAUGAUGAAGUCGUUUGCCCUAUUGAUCCAAACAAAGACUGGGCUGCUAACUUUGCGGACAUGCUUGGCUAUGGUGACAGCCACUUUGAAGAAUGCAUGAGGCUUUAUCUCACUAUUCAUGCUGAUCAUGAAGGAGGCAAUGUGUCUGCUCACACUUGCCAUCUCGUGGGCAGUGCCUUGUCUGAUCCUUAUCUAUCGUUUGCUGCAGCUAUGAAUGGUCUGGCCGGACCCUUACAUGGACUCGCUAAUCAGGAGGUGCUGCUGUGGGUUACAAAAUGCCGUGAGCAGCUGGGCGAUGAAAUUUCUGAUGAUCAACUGCGUGAUUUCAUAUGGAAAACUCUCAAGUCGGGGCAGGUUGUUCCUGGAUACGGUCAUGCCGUGUUGCGAAAGACAGAUCCACGUUAUACAGCCCAGCAGGAAUUUGCAAAUAAACAUAUGCCCAAUGAUCCACUUUUCAAGCUUGUAGCUCAACUCUACAGGGUUGUUCCUGAUGUACUAAGAGAGCAUGGAAAAGCAGCCAAUCCUUGGCCGAAUGUUGAUGCCCACAGUGGAGUAUUGUUGCAGCACUAUGGACUAACUGAGAUGUCAUACUACACAGUGCUGUUUGGUGUCUCCCGUGCUAUUGGAGUUAUGGCAUCUCUGGUGUGGGACAGGGUAUUGGGUCUACCACUGGAACGUCCUAAGAGUAUGAGCACAGAAGGAUUGAAAAAACUAGUCGGAGCUAAUUGAUGCGGUGGUGACAGUUAUCUGUACUAUUUUAUUUUGUCAGUACAUCAUUACCCAGUACAUCAUUACUGCUGAACAAUUUGUACUUCUUUCAAGAAAUUGUAGUUAUUAAACCAUGCCACAGAAGCCAACUGAAAAUAUAUGUCUUGAAAAGCCCACAAUUUGAGGUCAUUGACGUCA
Corticium candelabrum is the source of this 1589-nucleotide messenger RNA. Its product is annotated as citrate synthase, mitochondrial-like. Gene Ontology annotation, biological process: tricarboxylic acid cycle; citrate metabolic process; carbohydrate metabolic process. Lineage: Eukaryota; Metazoa; Porifera; Homoscleromorpha; Homosclerophorida; Plakinidae. Gene Ontology annotation, cellular component: mitochondrial matrix. The coding region runs from base 27 to 1412 and encodes 461 amino acids. The record is from RefSeq and is a predicted model, not a curated record. The transcript is spliced from 9 exons.